Messenger RNA from Sciurus carolinensis (gray squirrel), 953 nucleotides. It is a transcript of the gene Zmat4, whose product is annotated as zinc finger matrin-type 4. Gene Ontology annotation, molecular function: nucleic acid binding; zinc ion binding. The coding region runs from base 138 to 827 and encodes 229 amino acids. The record is from RefSeq and is a predicted model, not a curated record. The transcript is spliced from 7 exons. Lineage: Eukaryota; Metazoa; Chordata; Mammalia; Rodentia; Sciuridae.
UCCGAGCUGCUGAAAGGUCUGGUCGCAGAGACAGGAACGCGUAAUCCUCGCGUGCUCCAUCCCGACAGCAUCCUUCCACCGCUCCGCAGGGCAGCGAGCCUCUAGGCAGCAGCCCCUCUGCUCCGCGGAAAAGCCUGAUGAAGUCCUCCGAUAUCGAUCAGGAUUUAUUUACAGACAGUUACUGCAAGGUGUGCAGUGCACAACUGAUAUCCGAAUCUCAACGCGUGGCCCAUUACGAGAGUCGAAAACAUGCAAGCAAAGUCAGACUGUAUUAUAUGCUUCACCCCAGGGAUGGUGGAUGUCCAGCCAAGAGGCUCCGAUCAGAAAAUGGAAGUGAUGCUGAUAUGGUGGAUAAGAAUAAGUGUUGCACACUCUGUAACAUGUCUUUUACCUCAGCAGUGGUGGCUGACUCCCAUUAUCAAGGCAAAAUCCACGCCAAAAGGUUAAAACUAUUGCUAGGAGAGAAAACACCAUUAAAGACCACAGCAACUCCCCUGAGCUCACUCAAGCCCCCACGAGUGGAAACUGCUCCAGUGGUUGCAUCCCCCUAUCAAAGAAGAGAUUCAGACAGAUACUGUGGGCUCUGUGCAGCCUGGUUUAAUAACCCUCUGAUGGCCCAGCAACAUUAUGAUGGCAAGAAACACAAAAAGAAUGCAGCAAGGGUUGCUUUACUAGAGCAACUUGGGACCACCCUGGAUAUGGGGGAACUAAGAGGUCUGAGGCGCAAUUACAGAUGUACCAUCUGCAGUGUCUCCCUAAACUCAAUAGAACAGUAUCAUGCCCACCUGAAAGGAUCUAAACACCAGACCAACCUGAAGAAUAAGUAGUGAAAACAUCAAUCAAGAGAUUUUAAAAAUGCCAGCAUUUCUCUGCUGUGGAGAAUCGCUUAUCAACCAUUAGAGGAGGAUCCCUUCUUGAACAAUGAACAUUUCUUACGAGGAUUCACAGAAUAA